UAGAUUGGUUACAUUCCAUAAUAUAUUUGGUAUUUUGGGUUUCAAAUUAUCGAAUCUUCAUUCUUCUCCUAUUGCCAUUGCUGUAAUCUAAGUCUACACUUAUUUAACGUCCACGCCGUGCACUUGUGUAGUUUUUAAACGUAAAUAGAUACGGUUUCGUUAUGGCUACCAAAGAGGAAUUGCAUAUUUCUGCACUCGUUUAUGAUUAUCUAUUAAAGAAGGAUUUAUCACUUGCGAAAGUUUUUCAAAAAAAAACAAAUGCGCCUACACUUACAAAAGGAUGUCCUACGAUUAUGGAAGUUUUUCAGUAUUUUCAGAAAUUUUCAUGUAAAAAAAUUUCUGUAAAAAAUAUAAAACAAGUUAAUAGUUCAGAUUCAAGCUCAGAGAGUGAAGAAGAAGUGGUUAAGCAGCCUAAUUUCAUUAAUGGUAGAAGUUUAGCAAAACAAUCAAAUGGUAGUGGUAAAAAUGAAGAAUCUUCAUCAGAAUCUUCAGGUCAAGAAAAAAUAAUGAUUACUAAAUCUGAUAACCAGAAAACCCAAGCAACAAUUAAAUCAUCAAAUAAAGUAGAAUCUUCAACAGAUGAUUCUUCCAGUGAAAAUGAAACCAUAGUUUCUAAGCCUGUUAUUACAAAGGUACCAGUAAAAACUGAAAUAAAAUUAAUUUCUAAGGCAUCAGCAACUAAAACAGAAUCUUCAUCAGAGGAUACGUCAAGCCAAGAUGAGACUAUAAUUGAUAGACCUACACAAAAAGUAAUAACUAAGGCUCCAUUAAAAAAAACAGAAUCAUCAUCAGAGGAUUCUUCAAGUGAAGAAGAAACUCCAUCCUCUAAACAUAUUACUCAGAAGACAUCACUCAAAACUACAGUAAAACCUAUUUCUAAAAUAUCACCGAAUAAAACAGAAUCUUCAUCAGUAGAUUCUUCUAGUGAAAAUGAAAUACCAUCAAUUACACCUACCGCUCAAAAGGUAUCAGUCAAGUCCAUAGUAAAUUUACCUGGUAAGAUACCAACAACAAAAGCAGAAUCAUCGUCAGAAGACUCUUCUAGUGAAGUUGAAAAUUCACAUGCUAAAUCUAUUGUUCAGAAAACAAUUAAAUCAAUAGUAAAGACACCUGUCAAGACAUUAGCCAAAAAAGAACAAUCGUCAGAAGAAUCUUCUAGUGAGAAUGAAAAACAAGGAGACAAAUCUUUAUCUCAUAUUAAAUCUAUUGAUAGAAAGAUAGAUUCUUUAGACAGUGAUUCAGAUAGCGAUAAAAAUACAAAAAAGGACAUUAAAGCAUCAAUAAAGAAAGAAUCAUCAAAUUAUGAUUGUUCAAAAGUUGAAAAAUGUAUGGUUAAAUCUUCGUUAACAAAAAUACCUGUAAAAUCAGUUGCUAAAAGUAAUGUAAAAACAUCCAUAUCUAAUAAUAAAAGUAACUCUUCUGACAGUGAAGAGUCUUCUGAAAGUAUACUACAGAAACAAUCUUACAAUAAAAAAGAUAGUGAUGAAAUAUCAAAAUCUAAAUCUACUUCUGCAAAAUUAGCCACUAAAAUAAUUAUUAAAAAACAAACAUCAUCUACAGAUGACAGUAGUAGUGAUGAACCACCUAUCAAAAAAAUUGCAUUAUCUGCCAAAUCUUCUAAAGUAAAAACGAACCAAAAUUCUUCAAGUGAUGAUUCUAGUGAUGACUCUAAUGAUAAUCCAAAAGUAGCAAAUGUUAAAUCAGUCAAAGCACCAACAAAAAUUACUAACAAUUCAAAAACAGUAACCAAAAAUUCUUCAAAUAAUGAUUUUGAAGAAUCAAUUGAGAUAAAACAUAUGAAUUCACCAACAAAAAAUAAUUUCAAUUCUAAUCCAUUUAAACCUGGUAAACGAAAAUAUCGUAAUGAUGCAAAUAAUCUAGAAAAUGGAGAAAAGGAUGAUGAAGAUGAAAAUGGAAGCUUUAAAAGAUAUAAUGGAAAUAAUUUCCGUCAUAAUGAGGGUAAUCGAAGUGGUUUUGGUACUGGUCGUGGGAGUGGUAGUUUCGGCGGUAAUCGUGGUGGUAACUCUCGUGGAGGUGGCUUCAAUGGCGGUCGCGGAGGAGGUUUCAGUGGUGGCCGUGGAGGUGGUUUUAGAGGUGGUAGAGGGAGUCGUGGGAGUGGCUUCAGAGGUGAUCGUGGAGGUGGCAGGGGAGGUGCUUUUGACAAUAGAAGAUCUUGGGGCGGUAAUGAUAGCCGAAGUAAAACAAGGGGUGAUGGAUUUAGAAAAUCGUGGGGUGAUAAUAACGAUCGAAAAAGCUUUGAGAACAAUAACGCAAAACCACAGAAUAAUAAAAUUACCUUUGAUGAUUGAACACAGAAAGAGUAAUACAUAUUAUUUUAGGAAAGGUGCAAGAGGAUCUUGGGGCGAAAAAGCAAAUUUGGACUUGAAAUUCACGAGAGGUAAAUCUUUUCGCC
This is a messenger RNA of Ceratosolen solmsi marchali, 2413 nucleotides long. It is a transcript of the gene Nopp140, whose product is annotated as nucleolar and coiled-body phosphoprotein 1. The transcript has 5 exons. The coding region runs from base 162 to 2309 and encodes 715 amino acids. Lineage: Eukaryota; Metazoa; Arthropoda; Insecta; Hymenoptera; Agaonidae. The record is from RefSeq and is a predicted model, not a curated record. Gene Ontology annotation, cellular component: nucleolus; nucleoplasm.